AUGGACUUCCUGAAGCCACCAGGCCCGCUGAGCUCGGCUGGUGAAAUUGCCAAGAACUGGCAGGCAUUCAAGCAAAGGUUCGAAUUUUUUCUCGCCGCGUCAGAACAGCCAACCGGCAAGCCUCGAACGGAACCAUGCAAGACAGCACUUCUGCUGAGCGUUGCAGGCGAGGAAGCCAUCGAGAUCUUCAACACGUUCAGCUUUGGCGAAGACGAGAGCAGGAAUGACUACGCCACUGUCAUUGCGAAGUUCGAUGCAUAUUGUGCGGCUCAGCAGAACGAAGUCCAUGAGCGCUACGUUUUCCGUAUGCGAGUCCAGGCCCCUGGUGAGCUUGUCGAACCUUUUUUGCGAGACUUAAAGAACCAGGCACGAGCAUGCAACUUUGGCUCCCAAAUGGACGCAAUGAUUAGGGACCAAAUUGUUUAUGGAACUAACGACGAGAAACUUCGAGAAAGGUUGCUGCGGGACACUACGCUGAAUUUACUGAAGGCUGAGCAGGUUGCUAAAGCAGCUGAAGCGACGGCAGCACAACAAAAAGUUUGGGCACGGGACGAAAGCCACAUUGACGCGAUGCGUAAGGAACACCCAAGUAAACAAAGUGAGUUAACCAGGCAUUAUAAGUGUCCUAAGUGCGCACGUAUGCACCCGCCACGAAGGUGUCCUGCAUUCGGGAAAACAUGUCGCAAAUGUCAACGCCCCAACCAUUUUGCUACCUGCUGCAGACGAUUUGCCGAUAUUGGCGAACUUCAGGGCGGUGAAGAUAACUUUGACAUUCUGGAUGUGUCAAGCUGCGCAGCAAACCAACACGACUGGACAGUUGUCGGCCAAAUCAAGAACGUACCACUUGAAUUCAAGGUCGACACAGGAGCGCAAGCAAAUCUACUACCUUUCGGAUGCUACCGUAAAAUUCGCCCAAAACCGCCCCUGAAACCAAGCAGCGCGGUGUUACGUUCGUAUGGCGGAGGGGUUAUCAAGCAUGAUGGCGUCAUUCGUACAGAAUUAGCACUAGGUGAUCGUUGCGCCAUCCUCGACUUCUUCGUGGUGUCCAAGGGGCAUCAGGCCAUCCUAGGCUUACAGGCUAGCGAAAACCUUGGACUUGUGUCACGCAUACACGCAGUAUCUCGAAACAGUUCCAAGGAAGUCGCAAGGAACUUUCGCCACUUGUUCACAGGAACCGGGUGCGUUGAAAGGGUCUAUCGAAUGGUUCUACGUGACGACGCCACGCCAAUCGUCCAAGCAGCCCGACGAGUGCCACUGGCUCUACAGGAACCCUUGCAAGAACUGGGACGCAUGGAGCGCGCAGGCAUCAUAACCAAAGUCACCGAGCCCACAGACUGGGUAAGCCCAUUGGUCAUUGUUAGAAAGAAGGACGGGAAAAUUCGAGUAUGUAUCGACCCCAGGAGGAUUAACCAAUGCAUCAAGAGAGAACAUUACACAAUGCCGCGAAGAGAAGACAUAGAGGCAGAGUUAGCGGGCGCUACAGUUUUCACCCGUCUUGACGCGAACUCUGGUUUUCACCAAAUUCCGUUGGACAACGAAACCUCACGAAUUGGCACCUUUGCAACGCCAUUCGGGCGCUACAGAUUUCUGCGCUUACCGUUUGGUAUAGCAUCUCGGCGCCUGAGGUAUUCCAGAAAACGCUAAAUGAAAUUGUUGAAGGCCUUCCUGGGGUCAGAGUAUACGUUGAUGAUGUACUGGUGUGGGGGUCGUCGAGGCAGGAGCAUGACAGGCGCCUGCAGUCGGUACUGCAAGCAGCAGAACGCGGCGGUCUGACAUUUAAUCCGAACAAGUGUUCCAUUGGUGUUGGUAAAAUCGAGUUUCUUGGUGACGUCAUUGACCAGGAAGGCAUCAAACCAAGCCCGUCACUGACAAAAUCAAUGAUUCAAAUUCCACCGCCGACCGACAAGCUCGCAGUGCAGAGGAUGCUAGGAACCGUGAAUUAUUUCAGCAAGUUUAUGCCGUCACUGGCCCAAAGGACGACGCUCCUCAGAAAUCUUAUAAAGCAGAAUACUGCGUUUGACUGGUCGCCUAAUCACGCUGAAGAGUGGAGGCAGCUUUGCGAAAGUUUAAGUAGAGCGCCUUUACUAGCCGUGUUCGAUCGAACAAAAGCAACAAAGGUGUCAUGUGAUGCAUCGCAAAACGGAAUUGGCGCAGCGCUAUUGCAGUGCCACCAGGAUACAUGGAAGCCAGUCGCGUAUGCCUCGCGGGCACUUACAGAGUGCGAACAACGUUACUCACAAAUUGAAAAGGAGGCCCUCGCGGUGGCCUAUGGAUGCGAGAAGUUUAACCAUUUUGUCUACGGUCGGCCGUUUAUUCUAGAAACUGAUCACCAUCCUUUGAUCGCCAUCUCGCAGAAGGCCAUUGGCGACAUGCCCCCCAGGUUGCAGCGCUUUUUCCUGCGCCUUCUUCGUUAUGACGUAAAACUUCAGUUCACACCAGGGAAGCAACUUUUUCUCGCUGACAUGCUGUCACGUGCAACAACCGGACCCAUCACGGAAAACGACGUCAUCAACGACGACACUGAAGUGCACGCAGUAAGUGUUGUUUCCUCACUUGUCACCGAUAACACCUGGAAGAGGUUGGAUACGGAAACUAGUCGGGAUGAAGAAUUAAAGCAAGUUCUUGUGGACUUGGCGGCAGGAAAAGCACUCCAAGGCCAUUGGAAAUCUUUUGAAGGAGAGCUUUCUCACGUGAACGGAGUCCUCUUAAAAGGGUGCAAAGUUGUAAUUCCGGCUACGAUGAGGAAAGAAACUUUGGAACGCAUUCAUCAAGGUCAUCUGGGCAUCAAUAAAUGCAAAUCACGAGCCAGGCAUCUCGUCUUCUGGCCAGGAAUAAACGGUGACAUAGAAACUUUCACACAGGCGUGUUCUGCAUGCAAAACGUACGCGUACAGACAGCCCCAAGUGCCGUUAAAGUUACGCCCAGUACCUGAUAAACCGUGGCAUCGUGUCGGCAUCGAUAUUUUUGAGCAUGGUGGACGGUCAUACCUGUGGGUCUACGACACGUUAUCAAACUUUCCUGAAGUACAGCUGCUAAAAGAUACUACCGCGAAGACGGUCAUUGAAGCAACAAGUGCAAUCUUUUGCUAGAUACGGCAUACCAGUUGAAGUUUGUUCGGAUAAUGGCCCACAAUUUUCUAGCCGCGCUUUUGCUGCAUUUGCCCGAAGGUACGACUUCAACCACACCACUUCCAGCCCUCGGUACCCCCAGUCCAAUGGUCUGGCGGAAAAAGGCGUGCAAGUAGUUAAGAGGAUUUUAAAGAAAAGCACUCAAAUGAAUCACGAUUUUUGGCUUGGUCUUCUUGCCUACAGAUCUACUCCAAUGGAAUCCGGACCAUCACCUGGCGAAGUACUUCAAGGAAGACGACUACGGACAACGUUGCUUGACGUCCGGCCCUGCCCAGGUCGCAGCGUACAGAAGCAUCGUCAGACCGACCGUUGCAGCCGAGAACUACCACCACUCAACCCCCGAGACACGGUACGCAUCAAAGAAGGGGAGUGGGCCACCAAAGGUCAAGUCGUUCAAGCUGCGACAUAUCCCCGCUCGUAUAACAUAAUCACUGAAGAUGGCACAUUCUUGCGGCGCAAUCAGCGACAUCUGCUGCCUACAAGAGAAGCUUUUCGACAAAGAGGCCUUUAUGACUCCGAGGAAGACCUCCCCCAAGGGGCUGACGGAAGACCUUCACCAUACAGCAGCAACAGUGCCGCCGAGUCACCGGCCACAACUGGCCACAUUCCCGCCUCAUCAAACGGCUCCUGCAUGCUUGCAGCAGAACCAAGAACCUGCGUUCAGAAGGUCAACCCGAGAGCGAAGGCCCCCACAGAGGCUUACUUAUAAUCGAAGCUUUGUGCAAGUUCCCUAAAUCACGUUCUCACUGUUCGUUUCUACUUAUGUUCUUUCCUGUGUUUCCUUUUUUUCCUCCUUUGAAAGAAAAGGGGAUGUAUCGUAUCUGGCGCAGCGCUGGCUUCGCAUCUAUGGCACGUGUGACGUGACAGCUAUUGGUAUCGCCCAUGACACAUGGUGGUGAGGGAACACACCCAUUCCCACUUAGUGUAUAUAUACACAGCUGUUGAAUAAACGGGGACGCUUUCCGCUCCCCUUGCUUGGAGCCUCUGGUCAUGUCUUGCCUGCGGCACCGCACGAUACACAGCUGUUGCUGGACCUGUCCUCACCCGUCAAAGUCCGGCCUAAAACAGCCUGCUGUAAACUAAGCUUGAAACAAUAAGUUAGUGAUCUCAAUGCGAUUUUAGAUAUAAAAAAACGCGUUUGAAUAAUGAAUAUACACCUGCCAUAACAGUUUGUGUUUAUUUUUGAAGUAAAAAUAGUGCACAAAAUAUCGACAUCAGCGCUCGCGAGUCGUCUGCCUGCAAGAUCGCUUUGCAAACACCUGCACGACGAUGCCAUAUCAUAUCAAAAACUGUUGUACCAUUUCAUUUUUUGGUAGCUCAUUGCACAGCCAACUUAUGUAAAAAUCAGGCGUGCAAAGUAUCACUGAAAAAAUCUGUGUUGGAAAUAUUGUCAUGUAGUAGCGAUGGCAAAUAAAUAGUGCAGACUCAAUCGCAACGAUAGCAGCAAGCAAUGUCGGCGAUCGUCGAAAAUCUCGUCUGCGGGUAAAGCGCGUCGGUUUGCAUACUUCAGUCGUCGAAAGUUACAGCCUAUUCGCUGGUGCCCGCGCGCCUUCCAGAACACUAUACAAUUCGUUUCGCGUAUGCAAUCAGAUUAACAGGGUUCGUCGACAACAGACAGAACCAUCGAUAACAUUCGCGAAACUUCCGAUACGUUCAGGCGCAUCCUGCACUGAGCGAUAACGUUUAACAUUUUUUAGCCGGUGAAAUACGGUGACCAGAUACAGAUAAAGCAUCCGUGUCAAUAUAAUUAUGCUUGUUAGUGCAUGAAAGGAAAGUGAAAAAGUGGGUUCCGAGAAAAUCAGCAAAAUAGAAUUGAAACACCUACAGCACUCAAAAAAAAAAAUCUAUAAUAGCUAAAAUUUAUGUAAUUCGUAGCUUGUCUCCCCCCAAUUCUUGAUUCUGUUAAAUCUAGCCCAUGGAUCACCUCUAUUAUUCUGGGUUGUUUUGAUGCAUCGACACCGCAUCCAGAGGCCUUCACAUUGAGUGUAUUGCCACAAAACAUUUUCACAGUGUAAGGGCCAUGUUCUAUUGGAACUGGUUUCGACAUGGCAAGUUUGUCUUUCGUAACAGUAGUGAAAUGACAUACCGUCAGAUAAUACAAGCUUGAGAAUUGGAGGGUUUUAAUAGGGGUCUUUCGUUGCCCUUUGCCAAGUCGUACUAUUGAAGUGCUUAUUCGAAUGUAUGGGAGCAGCUCAUUUGCAUAGUAUAAGAAAUAUAUAAACAGGUUAUUUUCACAAUUUAUACACUUCGUCACCACAAAAAAAAGUUGUUUUAUUGUUUUCAGCCUGCUAUGAUGUUUUGACUGAGAAAGAUAUAUUCAAUUUGUUCUGGGAGGCACGCAAUAAUUGCGGUGGAAUAUUUUAUUGCACAACACUGGAUACAGUAGCUAACCAUGAUUAUUAUUCAGAUGAAAUUAGUAGCAUAAUGCAUAAGAUCAGGCACAUAGCAUAUUAUUAUUGCACUUUUUUAAUUCAUGCACUUAUUUUAAUUGUACAAAAGCUACUGCACUGAAAUAGUAUACUAGUACAUACUUAAAAAGCGCGAUUUUAUACUACGAUAAUAAUAAUCAUUCAAAUGUUUAUUGUAGUGCCCAGGAACAGCUAGAGAGCCUUUGUACUGGUGCAUAUAACGAGCACUAUGCGAGACAAAAUGUACAGAAAACAUGAAUGUGGUAGACAAAAAAAAUGCAAGAUAGAGAAACAAAUAAGGAAAAGAUGAAAAGUAAACGGGGAGUUAAUCCUACGUGAUUAUCUACAGAUACACAAAACACAGGAAACGAACUCUGAAGUAUGUUUUCGAGUCGAGUUUAUACAGCACAAUCUUGCAACAAGGCCAGGCAACGAAUGUGGAAUGCUACCUGGUAUACUGUUGCGGCACGAACAAAUGCAUAUGAUCAAGAAGCUUUAGGGAAUGCAUAAUGUCAUGGACCACCUUAUACAGGAACAAAAGGUGUGAUUAAGUCUUGAAUGUAGAGGUCCAAGUUGAAGUAUAUUUGAGGAGGCUCAACUGUGGUCGUCAGAAUGGCAAAAGUGGUGCUUUAAGAUAUCAAUUUAUUCUGGAUGCAUUCAAUGACCUCAGAAUUAGAUUUGCUCAUUGCACCCCCUCCUACGGAGGCAUACUCUAGUAGUUGGCGGCACACAGCAGAAUUUCAGAAACAACAGUAGGCGAGUGAAAAUCAUGCAAUAUACGGCAUGCAAUUCCAAGAGUGUGAAGGACAUGUGUAAUUAUCUAUGUGAAGAGAAGCUUAGCAUUUUGUCGAAGUACACACCAAGAUCUUUCAUUUCAUGACCAUAAGGAGUGGAGCAUCACAUAGGGUGUAUCAAAAUUUCACAUAGUGCGUUUUCUGCAUAUAACUUCAUGCCAUAGUAUUGGAAGCAUUUAGAAGUACUUAUUGUUUCUGCAUCAGUUUGAGAGUGAAAAAAUGUCUUUCUGGAAGUCGAUGCAGUGGUGAACACUGUUCACAGUCUCAAAUAGUUUUAAGUUGUCGGCACACAAAGUCAUGCUGUCCAUUUAUUAAAAUGCUCUUAGCACUAACAGAAAGCAAGGAAUCCAAUAUCGAUUCAAACACUUUUGACACACUGCAGAGGAUAGAUAUAGGUCGGCAGUUAGUAACUGCACAUCUAGCACCUGAUUUGUGCAUGGGCAAUGUCCAUGCUACCUUCUGAGUGCUAGAAAAGGUACUAAACUUAAGGGAACUAUUGAAGAUGUUUGUGAGGACAGGGAACAAGUAUGCCCCCAUACGUCUUGACCCUUUCAGAUGCCACUUUAUCCCAUUGAUUGAAAAGUUGCUUUCACCCAAUCUUUUGCAUUUUCCAAAUCGUAUAAAGUGUACAGCUGCAGAAAAUAUUAAGAAUUUUCAAUUGUUUAGCAAGUUUACAAAAUUUCGACUCCAUGUGAAAACUCACUACAGGAACACAAAAUAUGAGAACAUGUACUAUUUCGUGUUUUGAAAAGCUCGAAAAGCACUUAUGCAGCCACUUGAAAAUUAUGCCUGGUGCAUGAUAUUGUAAAAAACAGUGAAAGAAGUGAACCCGCUACAUACAACAUACUGACACAGAGUAAGAACACCCAGCCGUCUACCUUCCCACUCAUUUUGCUAAAACAUUCUGCAUGUUAUUCAAUAUUGCAGCACAGUUCCAAUAAUAAAUGUGACAAGAUGUAUGAAGCACAUUUUAAAUACCAUUACUUUCAUCAGUGCUUUUGCUAUUGAUGCACUCUCCUGCUGUGCACAAUUGUGUAGACAGCGUCUCAAAAGGUUAAGCUCUGCGGAAGAAAUACCAUCAACACCACAAGAAAGGGAAGAUUUAAGGCGCUUCAUACACUUGAAAACAAGGUUUUCAUUGACUGAUAGCGUACACACUGUGCUAGACUGAGAAGGAAGGUUACUUGAAGCAUAUUUCACACCAUAUAGCAAACAGAAAUGUUUUGCAAAGGCAUUAGCAGUGUUCGAGACAACACCACCAUUUUCAUGAAGAAGACGUACAUCUUUGGCACUCUCUUUAGAAGAGUGAAAGCGCACAAAGCUACAGAAAUAUUUUGAAUUAUGUGUCACGCUGGCUUCAACACAAUCAAUGUUGUCGUAGUGAUGAUUCUAAUAAUAAUAAUAAUAUAAUAAUAAUAAUCUUAGUCGUAACUUGGCACUCUAGACUAAACAAGAAGGCUGAUGCCUGUAUGUUAGAGCGUCUGAUAACCAGCCAUCUAGAGCAGGAAUUUGCAGGAUGCAGAAGAUACCUCCUUCCCCUCCACGUGCGCACACACGCACACAAACACACACACUUGCUCAAUAACACAGCACGGCACACACGCACACAUUCGACGGGUGCACAACACACAGGAGUGCCAAUUCAGUCUGGUUCCAAGGAAGGAGAAUCCGAAUGGCCAAGGGGGGUGAAGAGAAAGCUCUGUAUGCCAGAUAUAAUCAUGGAGUUGUGGUGUCGGGCCAUAGAGGCAUGAUGAGGGCUCGGGCUGUGCUGACCACUUGUUCAGACGAACUGAAGAAAGAUUAGUGCUGUUCACAGAGCCGUCAAGCACCUUGCAGUAUAGACUAGUGCAACGUUGCGCUGGUAUUGCAGGGUGUGCUACUUGAGGGGUUUGAGGCAAUCCUCGUAGGCUGGCAUGAGCUUGCAACAACUGAAAAGACGAGAGUAGAGGGUGCGUGUUGUCCGGCGCUGAACAAGCUUAAGUUUGUUAGCGUCGUGAGUUUGGUACGGGAAUUAUACUGAUGAGCAGUACUCAAGUCGCGACAGAAUGAUAGAAGCAUAGAGUGCUCGGAAAACCUUAUGUCAUCAGGGAAGGGAGACACGGGACACAAACUCAAGAAUGGGCCGAUGCUUAGAUACAGUGCUGCUGACAUAUGCGGAAAAGUUGAGAGAAGAGCUAAAUGUUACACCCAGAAUGGGAAGGGCCCGAACCGUCUUUAUAGAGGUGCCUCCAUGGAAGUAGGUUGGACGUGCAGCAGUCUUGUUGUGGCUGAUACGCAUAGCAGCACUUUUUGCAGUGCUACUACAAAGUUUGCUAUUGUAGGCCCAAUCGUUAACCUUUACGGAAUGAAUUUAUUGCAAGCACAUAUGCUGUGCAUCGGCAUAUUGUUGUUGUGGAAAUGUUAAUUUGUUAAUCAAACACAUUCUGCGCAGAUGCAUUAGUAACUUAGUUUUGAGUAGAUCUUUGUCCUGACUACAAUUUAUAGUAUCGCAGCAAGAAACAUUUUAGUAGAAGCUGAAGGGAUUCCAGCAGUUUAAGCAUACCGACUGCACUCACACAAUGCACUCACACCAGCUACACUUUCCAUAAACAAAAAGUGAGAUAAAAAAUCAAUUACACUUUCACCGACUCAGUACUUGCUGCUUCUGAAGCAUGCAUCGAAGCAAUCAUGGUAUAUGCUGCAACAUGCAUAGGUCUUGCAUGAUGCAGGUCCUGCUAUGCACUGCACACGGGGCACAUGUUUCAAACAGAUUUCUUUUUGCAGUGCUCAAGUAUAAGGGCACACUGAAUCAAACAUGACUGCGUUGUCACGUAUGCUUCAGUACGUCAGUGUUCUUGAUUGCUACACGAGCGAUUUAUCUCCAACUAUCCCAAAAGACGGAUGCACUUGAAAGAAGUGAGUGAAGGAGCACAGUGAACUUGUACUGAACUGGAUUCACAUGCCGAAUAGAAGAGCGCAGUGUCAGCUGAAACGGGCGGCACGGCUGAUAAUGUAAGUACUUCCCAUAGUUCGGCUACUAGUGUCUUUCACUUUUGGAAGUUAUCUUUGCCACUAGAAACAGCGCAGAACUUGCCCGUUAAACUUGAGUCACCCGACACCACACGAAAAACGCCGCGUUUGACCACCUCAAGUUUCACACGGUUCAUUCACCACAUCACACAUUACACGACGUCAGGAGUGCCAUAUUUUAAAUCACUGCAGCACCAAACGGCCCCGAAAAUUAAUCUCCGUCGACAGAGUUUCUCAGCUGGGUUCCUUCACUUGCCAGUUACGAACUUGAUGGGCGCACUAGGCCUACUCGCAACGUAGACAACAUCGGCGAUAUGCGAGUGCUGAUUGUCCAGACUUCGGAGUUCGUAAACAUGUCUCCGUUCGUUUUGAGCACAACAAAUUACUCACACAACAAGCACACAGACGUUGCAGCAAUCGUGAUUCGGUUGGCUGUUUUAGCAGACAAUCGUACUGAGCCCGGCGGAACCCAGUGGGCAGGUUGGAUUAGUCGGCGUCGUUCGAAGUAGCUUCAGAUCCACGUCGCGCUGCCACAACCCACGGUCGUCGGUCAGUCGGUCGUGUCGUUGUCGGCCUACUAUUACAACACUGUCUUUCAGGAACACUGUUGCACGCGUUGUGCAUCCAAAGAACUCGGACGAUCAUUGGUGCCGGCGCCUUCGCACGGUCGGUCAUCAUAGGCAUAGCAGCCGGAGGAUUCGCAGCCUCUGAUUGGUUGACGCUUGCAACGCAUUGCAGCCUCUCAUUGGUGCACACCGGCGCAGCGUCGCCUCGCGUCGGCAAACUUCUAGCAUAGGCAGUAGAUAUAAUCGCUGCGCGUCGUCACGCUUCACCGUGUUCUCGACCGACGCUUUUGACGCCUCGGCGCAUGCCGAAGCUUUCCGACGCGUGCCAGUGGUUGGGGCAUAAGGCUUUACGAAGCUGCCUGCCGCACGAGGAGCGACACAACCUGGUGGACCAUGGCACUGAGGUGUUGCACUUUGCUUCCCUCAUUCUAGUUAGCCUCGCACGAAUUGAAAUUACUUGUUCAACUCAAGGAAGCGAGCUUCGUUCACGUGAACUUAGCAUCUGAGUAGCCACCCGAUCUUUUGCUCGCCGAGUUGAACAUCGUACCACGUGGGCGAUGUGCAUGCAAAAUUUCUCUCCCUUACACUACUUUAGUGUUUGCCGAGUGCGUUGAGUGAACGCAGCGUGAGCGGAGUCACCCCUUGUUUGCUCUCACCUGCACAUCGUCUGCGCUGCUGCCCUGGACUACGAUCGAGCCACCCCGGGUAACGGUGAUGCUGUGGCCGGUUCGGCGCAGCGACUUCGGUGGCUGCCUGUAUCCAGCUCUCAACCCUCAGUGGCAGAGAAAAGAGCCGGCGGUCACCAACUGCUACGGCGGCUCUCGCCAGUAGGGCGCUUCGGCGCGAGCGACGCUGGCUCGUACAGACUACUGCAUCGCUGUUUCAGGAAUCCUCACCUGGAAUCGAGUCUGCAGAGCUGCUGCUGUGACCAGUGGACGACAGCGGUGUACCCCAAGGACAAUGUUGGCUCGAAUGUUAUGGAUAGCGUGUGGACAUUUCCUCGGUGCGGCCACAUUUGCGUGUACUACCCCUAGUAAAAAUUCUAAUACAAAAACUAAUAGCCUAUGAGGUUAUUGAUACUAAUAGAGUGUAUUGGUAUUAGACUAAUAGGUUGACGCUAAUAGGACUAGACUAAUAGCCUGUAUUAGGCCAACUGGACAAGGCCAAUAGGGCUAGACUAAUAGGUCUAUUAGCGCUGGUACUAAUAAGUGUAUGAGGACAUUCUAGUCUACAUAAAGGCACACUGGGCAGCUAGAUCCUCCACGUAGCUCACCACAGCGGCACGCAUGUACGUUGUAAGCAACACUGAGACACCUGUAAUACACAAAAGGUCUUUAUUCCACUCCACAUACAUGUUCUUUGUCUGCUUCUUUGAGUUCUCCAAGAUUGCUGGCACUUUCUCCGUCGCUGUCCUGCUGUCCCGCUGCACUCGCUUUCAUUAUGUCAGCAAUCUUGACAGCAAGGAUUUUAUUCAUCAGUUUUUUUUCUUUUUUCCAUUUUCCCAAUCGGAUAACGUUGUAGCAAAAAGUUGCUGAAGAAAUCUGGGAACAAAACACACAUAAGUAAAUAAAUUUCACGACACACACACACAAAACAAGAAAUGCUCACAGCAAGACAAUAAUUGCAAUGAAGUGUUCUUGAUCAAGCCACAGUAAAAAAAAUAGGCCAACAGUGACAUUCUGAGAGCUGCCAAGCAGCCAUCUCGUGUAUUGCUUUUCAAGCUAUUAAGCACUAUAUGAGCUGUCAAAAAGGAAAACACAUAUAAUGGUGGAAUCUUAGUCUGGGAAAGUAAUGUGUAUUAUAUUAGCAUAAAAAACAAAUAUACAACUCUGGUUUUUAUGUCCUGGUAACUAUACCAUGAAGCAAACAAAUUGUGUAGGCUAGGCAGACAAGACAAUCGGGAACAUGCUAUAAUGGGUAUUAGGCUAUCGAUUUAACCAUCUGUUUCAGGUGAGUUAGCACAUGGAAAACUUAACUAAAUACUUAUACAUACCACUUAGGACUGAGCACUUAGUUUUGUCCAACGCUGCCUUUGCGCCAGUUUUCGUCCGGUUUGACACUGCACCUGCCACACUGUGGCCAGCCAAGCCUGCCGUUGAAAAAAUUGCCACAGCAGCUUCACGAACAAAUCAGCUGUCCGUCUUCGCAGCCAUGAGGCGGUUGUAGAGAGCUUCCGUAACAUAUACAUUCUUCCCCAAAUGUACCAGAACAAGUUGCAUGUUAAAUAUUUUACUUAUCAUUGUUGUGCAGCAAAAAGUACUCAGAAAGGAAAUUAGUGACAAACUUGUCACAGCAUGACACAGCAUCUAUGUGUUAUCCCAUGUUUGCUAACAAGCACAAAGCUGCGACAUUAACCUAUCAAAGAAGUGUGUGUGAAAAUAGAAAUACUUACUUGUCCUUCAGCACUUUUGUAAAGAGAAGCUGUCGACUUUCCAGAUUUUGGCUCUCCAUUUUCAUUUAAAUUGCUUGAUGGCGUUUCUUCCGAGCUGCCCUUCACUAGCCCUUCAGGACUCCUGAAGGGUUGUUGUGCUGGUUUUGGUUCACCUGCGCUCCCAGAGGGCUGCAGUGCCUUUUUCAUGCUCCUUUCCGAGCUUGUGAGAACUUUGUCACCGUGUGCGCUCUUUUCACAACAACGUUUCUCUGGAAUACAGGUCACCAAGAAAUACCAAAUGUACAAUACACAAAUAUAAAUGACAACAUUUGCCCACUGCAAACAUCAUCUAAAGACAACGACACAGAAUAUCAGGCACGCACAGUCUCGUCUACUUUCAUGGUGAAAAGGCAAGCAUGUGGUCAUGCUAUGUGGAGUGUUGGUGCAGUCGCACAUGGAACCAAACCUGCAAAUAUAUGCAGUCGUGCUUGAAGGCAUAGCUUUCGCAUCAUCUGCAUUUUGAGUGGCUUGCCAGGCCUGUGUUGUAUAUAGGCAAAUUUCACUUCCAGUUUUGCUGCUGCAUUGGCACUAGUGCUCUACUUGUCUCCCGCAUGUAACAGGCAGCAGUUUCACAGUUUUGAACCUAAUGAACUGAACUUUCUUUUUUUCCAUCAGUGAAAAAGAAUAUGGCCCUUCUCAUUACCCUAGCAGUAACCAUAAUGGUACCGAAUUCUUUGCCCUCAAGAUACAUUUUGCUGGAGAUGGUGCAGUUCAUUUGCUUCAUGGUGGUGAAUGCACCACCCGUUGAUACAUGUAGCACGAAAAUGCAUGGCAGACUUAAGGGCAAUGCAGGCCUAUACGGUGUGUAUCAGAUGAUGCAAAGCCACACGUUCAGGUGUCGCUGCACCAGUGCAGGUUUGCGUGUAUAUGACCAACUGGCUGCAUUGCCACUAGAUUGUGCACAGUCACCUGCUUGCAUGUUUACCCCAAGAGUAGGUGAGCCUGUGCACUAUAAGCAUACAGACAGGACAAAGACGUCACAGGAAGACAGAAGCUGUGAGUCAGUACUAGACUGAAUCAGAAAUUAAAGUGUUGAAUAGCUGCACUAGGGGACAACUUUGUCUGGCAAUGAAACCUAGAAGGGUAGAAUUUCUCAACAUGUUACUCUGCUAUGUAGUCGGAGCGCUUUCAGUUUUUUUAGAAUAGAUGCUGAAUCGGUGCAGCUUCCACGUACAAUGGUUUCGCAUUCUCCCCAAACGUGGAAUAGAAAAGCAGCAAAAUAGAUCAAAUUUAGGACCAGUAUUCUUUUUCAUCCUUUUGCAUUUGCAAAUAUUUCCUUUCCCCCAGCAGGUAUUGUAGAUGAGAAUAAGGAACUUUCAAUGUUCAAUAUUGCAGGCCUAUAGGGAAAGAACUUGCAUGUUAGUGGAGGAACUUGACAGAUAAUUGAGGAAGCUUAGGACAAUGCAGAGGAAGAUGGAAAAGAGUAAGUGAGAUUAGACAUUAGGAUAAAAGCAAGCAGCAGAUAUUACAAAUAAGGAGAUGACUAGGUAAGCAUUGUGAAGGACUGCGUGAUCAUAGAAGAAAAACGCUCAUGCAGAAUGGGAGAUCUCUGGAAAACACUCGAUAUGAUGAAAUUGGAUCUGAAACCUGCAUCGAAGAUCUUGCUACACAGAGCUCUUUCCAGCAUCUCUAUUCUUGCAGAGAGUUUGAUAUUUUCUGCUCUCAGCCUUGACACUUCCUGCUCAAGCUCCUCUGUCUUGUGGUCUUUUUCCUCAGAGAAGAGAGCCUCUAACUGCUUUUUCCCGAAUGUCGCCUCAACAUUCUUUUGCCACAAUGUUGAAGUUCGUUUGUUCUUCUCCUGUGCACGAGCAAAAGGAAAAAAAAAAGAAACGUGAACAAGGAAGUGCAUGCAAGAACGUCUGACCGUGUAGCUAGCAGGGUUGCUGUAAGCUGCCCUUUGCCCAUUUCCAGGGGACCAAUAGUAGUGUCAGGAGGAAACAGAUAGUGCACUGAAUUAGGGCUGCCCAAUGGCUGCAUUGUUACCACACACGCCUACAAGUACCAGGUGCAAGCUGCCCGACCAUGCAGGUGCACCAGUGAAUCAGUGCCGCUAAAAGGCAUUUUUGAACCACAAAAUAACUUAAUGAUGUUUGUAUAUACAGAUAUUUAUGGGCCUCACCUCUCUGUAGGAAUCAUGACUGGUGCAUGACUGGUCCGAGUAACUGUACAGUGGCAUUUUCGGGCACGAAAAGUGCUUGUCCACACCUUCCGUGCACGCAUCGGCCUCCUCUUUGGUUGCUGGAAAUUGCAUGAAAUGCGCACUUGUCGAUACCCGUAACAAUCGCGUCAUGAAACAUUACAUAGAAAAGCAUACUUACCAAACAACUUCAUAAUUUGGGCCCGGAAAUAUCUGCUGUUUUCUUUGUCCUCCCAGCGCACUUCAUACCAUCUUGUGGAGUUGAAAUCCCUGAGACUUUUCGGAGUGAAAUUCUUAAUGCGAUCGACGGACACGGCUACCUUCAUUCUAUCAUCCCUAAAGCGCACAAAGGCAUACAUCGUGUCAGGAUGUCGAGACACACGUGCUACUGGCACUAACACUAAUACUAUAAGCCUCGACGACCACAGACCAACAAGUGCGAUGCGACAAUAGAACUGCUUCGUCGGCGAGACUCCGCCACACGCACAUAUGCGCACAUGGUGAUCGAUGGCAAUGACGAUGGGUUGGGAUAUGUAAAAUAUUCGAAACACAAUUUUAUUGUUAUAGCUUUUAUAAAUAUAUUUCGUCUUGCCGUCACGUACCUUAAAUUACAGUGAUAGUUACAUAUAAUUGUUAUUAAAAUAUGAAGUAUGUAUUAAAAUGCAUUUAGUGACAAAUAAGAUGAUAACAUGCAGCGCCAGGUUUUGAUUUUUAUACUCUUUAGCGCAAAGUCGUCCUGUAGGGCUGUAGGUUGCAAACUAUGAUGCGUGCAACACAUGUGCACCACGUUUUUGGCAUGCCCAUGGUUUUUUCCUUCGUCCAUGCCAUAGAAUGAAGAACCGCGUUACAUCCGUUCAGGAAGCUUUCCCCACGCCUUGGUGUAGGACGAGUUGGUCUGGCCUUCAGUCGUAAUACUCACAGCUCAGUUUUUAUUCGUUCAGUCUUGCCGUGCCAUUUUUUUUAUUUGUUCAGUUUUACCGUGCCGUGUACGAUGCUGUGAAUAUACGUUUUAACGUUGGAGAGCCGACAGACACCUUAGCGUUCUGCAUCAUGGACCAGACGCGAAGCACUAGCGCCGGAGGGACGUCGCAGAAGAAAAGCGCAGGAAACGUUACUUAGAGCCAGGGGAGACCUACUCCUUGCCAUGGGCAUCGUUGCGGUACCAGGAGAGGGUCCAGGACACCCAGUCAUGUUCACAGACACCUACGCAGCUUAGAAGCUCCGGCGCUGGAAGUGCAAAUGCCGGCGUGUGUGAGAUUGAUGACGACGAUGAUUUCGACGCCAGUGACCAAAACCUUGAUCAUGCGGGAAGUGACGAGGGAGAUGGCAACAAACAGUGUGACAGUGAAUCCAGCUGCUCUGAAGACUGCAGUGGUGCAGAGGAGUGCGAAGGUGAUGCAGAUGAAUUUUGUAGCCUGUUCUCAAGCAAACGUCUUCCGAACUCAGACAUAAGUGUCAGAGAUGCCAUGCCGACGCUAAUGGCGUAUAUUGCGUCAGUAGGCCUAAACUGGAUGGAUAUCGAGAAGCUUGUGAGUGUCAUAAACCUUUUUCUUGGUAUGCCCGUCCUUCCUAUUUCGAGCUACAUGCUUAGAAAAUCGUAGAGGCAGUGGAUGGGCGGCCUUGUCAAGCGACACUACUUUUGUGAGGCAUGCGAAGCUGUGAUGCCUAAUCCUCGUCAAAAGGAUUUUUUAUGCCUGCACUGCAACACCGCCAACUCGGGGCAAAAUUUUUUUUUUUACAUUGGACUUCAAGAAGCAAAUUGAAGUCAUGCUUAUUGACAAGUCUAUGUCAAAGGGCUUAAUGGAAUCCUUGAAGAAAAGGGAACUUCAAGCGGAUGAUGGCUCUAUGAAAGACAUCUGUGAUGGGUGGCUUUACAAAGAACAGAUGAAAAACUCUUCAUGGUGUGACAUAUCCCUCACAUUCAACACAGAUGGUGCGAAAGUUUUCAAAUGCAACAAAGCCAAUUCAGUGUGUGGUGAAUGAACUGCCAUUAUCCUUGCGGUGGAGUAAUGUGCUAUUAUGUGGACUAUAUUUUGGAAAGGGCCACCCAAGAAUGAGUCCAUUCCUUGGAACUUUUGUUAAAAGCCUCAAAGAACUGAACUCUGUCAAGUGGAAGUGUGACGAACAAGCGCUGUCCUCGAAGGUGCACAUCACGUGUUGUGGUGUUUGAUGCCCCAGCACGUGCAGCAGUGCUCAAUAUGAAGCAAUACAACGGCUACUUUGGGUGCAGCUUCUGCCUUCACAAAGGUGUCCAUAUUCAUGGAUCUCUGAGAUACCCAGUUCCAGAGGGAGCAAGCCACCCAAAUCUGAGGGCCAACACAAGUGUCAGGGAAGACAUGCGAAUAUCUCUGCAGUCUGGAAAUCCAUCCCACGGCAUAAAGGGGGCUUCAGCACUUGCUUACAUACCCAACUUUGACUUAGUUUGGGCUGUUUGUCCAGACUACAUGAAUUGUGUGCUAGAAGGAGUUGCAAGGUAGCUGGCCGACAUAUGGUUUGGGUCAGCAAAUUCACCAUCAUAUAUUGGAAAGCCAGCUCAAAUCAAGAGAGUGGACCAACGACUGCUCAGUAUUAAGCCACCACAGUGGUUCACCCGACUCCCACGCACUGUGCAGGAAAGAGCAGUGUGGAAGGCAAGCGAAUGGAAAUGGUGGGUUUUGUUUUAUGGCGCUCCAUGUCUUGAUGGCAUCCUGCCAUCAAACUACCACAGCCAUUUCUGCUUGCUGGUGUCAGCCAUACACAUUCUACUAAAAUCCAGUAUUAGCAGAGAAGACAUUAGUGAUGCAACAGGAAAGCUUUCUAGUUUUGUCUUCAAAAUACUGAUGCUCUAUGGUGAGACAUCAAUGACUUUCAAUGUGCAUCAACUUUUGCACCUGCCGAAGAGUGUGGUGGAACUUGGUCCUUUGUGGGCUCACUCCACAUUUGUUUUUGAGUCAGGAAAUGUUGAAAUUAAUAAGCAGUGCAAAUGGUGUGCCAGUGCAAGUUAUGGAACGGUUUGUGAUGCAUCUACAGCUUGCAAUGCUCAAGAAUACUCUUAAUUUGCAGCCUAAAGUGAAAGAAAUUUGUGAUCAGUUAACAGCGCCAGUAGCUUGCAAAAGUAAUGAAACAAAGACCUUGGGGAGAGGGGUUGUGUGUGGCAUUCCGAAGCUUGGCUACAUACCAGAUAAAGUUACCAGCUUCCAGCGCCUUUUAGUUCGAGGCCACCUGCUUCACACCAGUGCAUACCACCAUGCAAAAAAAACCAGGAGCUGUACCAUUUAAAUGUACAAUGGGUAAAUUCUAUACUUUGCACAAUGUGUAUGAACUUUGUGAUAGCUCUUGCAUGUUAAUGUGCACACAGUUGGCCUGUGAAAGGUAUCAUGACAUUUCACACAUCAGCUCCUGCAUGCCAAGGAGAGCAAAAUUGUUAAUGUCUCUUGACAGAGUAGGUAGCAUUUCUGUUUUAAUGUCUCUGGGUAGUUCCUGCUAUGUUGCAGACCUACCCAAUUUGCUUGAGAAAGACUAGAACAAGUGGUAGUCCAUUUAGUAACAGGCACGUCAACAGCAGUUGAAAUUGAAGAAUUAGUGUACCAUGUAGUUUGUUGUCCCUUUUUUUGUUAUUCGGGAGGGUGGAAGGCUCCCCUAGAAUACCUUGGCUUUCUUUCUUUGAUGUCAACCACUGCUGAAUUGCCUUAACUUCACCUGUGCCAUUGCACCCUCCUUUAGUUCCAUCUUACUCUUACAUAGAGCCCAAUUUACUUAACCUUCUUUUUUAGACCACCACUUUCAGGUAUGUUCCACAUGUUUCACUGCGUAAAACAAGCCUUCUUGUUCUAGUUUUAGGUAUAUGCAGUUUGAGCGAGCGCAUGUGGGUUUAAUCUGAGCCUUCUUUCGCUAAUUACGCAUUAUUACUGCCUUGCACAUAGUUCUACACUAACCUGGAAUAUAUUUUUUUCCAAGCUUCAUUUAGAUGGCUUUCUCUUUGUCCUGCAUACAUUAGAAGCCCUAAAAUCCUCUAAUUUAUGAGACAAAGGUGGUUAGAUACCCAGAUCCAGCCGAUCUCCAAUGAAUCUGAACUCACCAAGACAUCUUCAAAACAUGAUUGUUUUGUUAUAUCAAGAUUAUUAUUGUAUUGUUAUAUUAUUCUUUUGUUAUAUAUUGUUAGCCAUUUCAGUGGCACCAAUUAAGAACAACUCUUCUUUAGCUGAACUGUGCAAUCCUUACACUGCCCACAUUCUAUUAUUUAUUUGUUUGUUUGUUUACUUAAAUGACAAUGGUGUAGGCUGUCUUUUAGGAGCUCCAGCAGAGCGAUUACAUAGUAUGACCAGAAUGCAUAUUUUCCCUUCAAGAGACUAUGAAGAAAAGCACAAUUAAUAAGAUAAACAUUUGCAAAUACACAUGCUGUGCAUAGUAGCAACACAAUAGUGCGAGCAGCAUCCCGGGCAAGUUGGCAAUCCAUUACUUAAAUGAUAUUGCGCGACAAAAAACGACACGGACGUGAGAGACGACACACCAGGCGCAAUUGGUGUGUCGUCUCUCUUGUCCGUGCCGUUUUUGUCGCGCAAUAUCAUUUAAGUAGCACAAUAGACUUGAUGCUGUUAUAUUUCCUGUCAGAAAGAUAGGUGCAAAAAGGGCUCAGUACACAAAACAAGUGCUUGAAAUUACCAGUGCAUCUGGACUGCAAAUAAAAAGAAUUUGGGAGUGCUAGAGUUGACAAGAUUUUGUGAAAGGGUGUGCCAUUAGCUUAUUGGUUGAAGAAUGAACUAUAAACAUCCUGCGGUUCUUGCCUGUGGCACUAAAAUUGUUUUAAUGUGUUAAGGCUAUUACAUUUAUUGUGAAUAAAGGGAAAAUCAGACAUCCACCUGUUUGUAGCAAUUGCUACAAAGGAAACCCAUACGGGUUCCUCGAAAGAAAAGCCUCAUAGUUGAAGAAAAAUUCGUCCUGGUCCGGGACUCCAACCCGGGACCACCCCCUUUCCAGGGCAGCCGCUCUUCAAUUUUUCUUCAACUAUGAGGCUUUUCUUUCGAGGAACCCGUAUGGGUUUCCUUUGUAGCAAUUGCUAGAAACGGGUGAUGUCUGAUUUUCCCUUUAUUCAUUUCUUCUCUCCACCUUGCAGGUUUCCACAGAACUACUAUGUCAUACAUUUAUUGUGUUUGUCACAAUUUAUUAGGUUGAAUGUAAGAGUGAAGUCUUAUUUUAGUGCAGUUAGUGCUCAACAUCUGCAAGUUAUGUAAUUUCUAGCAAGCUUCUAGUGUCUGGUAUCUGUUACUAAGAUAUGUGUGUUGUAUGCAUUACAAGUAAACCUAAGUGCUUUAUUUCUAUGCAUUCUAUGGUACUUAUGUCUGUCUGUGUGCUGGUCCUAGAUGGCACUCAUGUAUGUGAGCAAUGGCCUGAUAGUCUUGUUUAUCUUAGCUUAGCUUGGUCACACUGGUGCAAUGCUUCAAGCGGUGUUCAGUAACCAGAGCUUUUUCAUUGCCGCUGUGCAAACAUAUGGGCUAUGUACAUUAUAGCUCAUCUUAGAAUCAACAGUUUCGAGGUGUUGCAAGUUCAUCAGCUUGCCAAAUGUCUACAUUGCCUAUCUUGUACUUAAAGCUAGCUACUUUGUCUUAUGUCUAAUUACCAUGUGUGCGCAUUUUGUGAUGCUUAGAGUAAUCCUCCAUGAGGGGUGACAUUAGCUGUUUACCACCACCAAGUACUUGCUUAAAAUUGUAUUGGUCAUCCAGAAACUGAAUGCUUUAGCAUGAUACAGUCAUUUGCAAAAAGAAGAGAAAGCAACAUCAUGUGGUAGAUAGAAGAGAAACAUUGUUCUGAUAAAUAAGAAAAAGAAGUAGCAGCUGAUCACAUAAUUUACUUGUGUCUUUCCCUUUUUCAAUUCAUUGUGGCUGUUUGAAUGAAGAAAAUAAAAGAUUUGGAAAAGUAA
This is a messenger RNA of Dermacentor andersoni, 20369 nucleotides long. The record is from RefSeq and is a predicted model, not a curated record. Lineage: Eukaryota; Metazoa; Arthropoda; Arachnida; Ixodida; Ixodidae.